GUGGGUGCGAGUACAUGAACCGGAGCGUCGAUUAGAAUGGAGAUCGAGAAAAGACGUUCCAGGGGAAGCUUCCUCAGCUUGUUUGAUUGUAAUGGAGUAUCACGAAAGAAGCUGUUCCUUGACACUCCUAACUUGCCCGACGAAUUGAAGCAAGCGAAGGAAAAUAUGGGGAACAUGACAGAAUCACAGUUGACUACGACAAAGGCAGAUGAGAGUGGAAUAAAUCCGAGCAACAUCACGAGUUGCGAUUUCAACUGUGAGCUAUCAGUUAGUAGUGAUAUAGGAUGUGAGAGCAAGGUACCAUGCUUAGUAGCGAGACUAAUGGGUUUGGAUUCAUUGCCAACUUCAACACUCAACAAGCUCUCUUUGACUUCGUCGCGUGCCUCUAACUCUCCUGUUUCUUCUCAUUGUCAUGAGGAUGCUGUUGACCCCAUGAAAUCAAGGGCACAUUUAGCGGAAAACAGGACAAUUGAAGCAAGACGACUCAAGAAUGCAACUAUGAGAGUUCUUGAUUCGAAACAGAAAUCAGAAGCUGCACAUCAUGCAUCCAUGCAUGAAAACAAUGUGGAUGCAAAUACUUUCGAGGGUUCAAGAUACUCAGAAAAGUUUGGUCCUUACAGUCAUGGGAGUACAGGAAAAUCGACUUUACUUGCAAUACAAGCUAAGGUCCGUGUUCAAUGCAGAGGUGCAUUAACUUCACAUGGUAACAGGGGACAUAAGCAGAAAGAACAGAUUGAGGCUGCAUCCAACCAGUUCUUUGGGACCCAGAAACCAAUCUGGCGGCAGGUUAUGAAGCAGAGAGCUUGUACAAGCCAGAAUAGCUGUUACGAUGAGCUCGGGCAGGGGGUGCAGAUGCAUAGUAGUGUUACCAACAAAGUCAGAUCAACUUCAAUAGUAGAAUCCAACAAGUCAACCAUACGAAGUUCGACAAGUGGAGCAAAGAAAGUGACAAACAAGAAUUUUGUAACUGACAAGGUCAGACCCAACAGUUCUGGCAGAAGAGCAAGUGGUGCCAAAAAGGAGUUUUCACUGAUCAAGACAAACAGCAAUUCCAUGAGGAAUAGGUAUCCCAAAAGGGAUGCUCUACCUGUUAAUGUUGUUAAUAGCUAUGAAGGUAAGUCCAUAAAAUGCAAUAUAACAAAUGAUGGGAGCAUGAAUCAAGAUGCAUUAAAAAGGAACACUGGCGAGGAUGUUAUUUCCUUCACAUUUACAUCUCCUACGAAGAAAGCGUCACAAUCUUCGACUCAUACAAACAGCAUUGAUGUCAAUGCUCCUGGUUUACAUAUGACAGAUGGUGAUGCUUCAAGUGACCUGUUCAACGGAAAGGCGCGAGAUUUGGCAUCUAGAACCAACUCACAGGAAUGUACUCUGGCAACAAGGGUGCCCUCUGCUGUUUCACUAUCCAGUGAGGUUAGCAUCGAAUCUGGGGAAGGAGACAGAAGAUCUCACUCUAAUCCGCCUAGCGGUGAACUGCAGGGUAUGCAUAACCAUGGUUGUUCUUCAAGUGAUGAUCAUAUGCUUGACAUGAAUCAAGCUGGGGAACAAGCAUACGGGCUUUCAAAUUUGGAAGAUUAUAACAGGCCAAGGAACUUGAAGCUGGAAUAUGAAAAGGAUAUGCUUGGCAAUGAAAAGUUAAUGGAAGGAAAUUUUGCAGAUAAUCAAACAAUCAGAAAUGAUCAGGUUAUAAAGACAAACGUGUUUGAUAUGCUGGAGAAGUGGAGCAGCGGAACAGAAAGCGAUGGAGAAGAGCACUUGAAGGUGGAGAGGAAUCUUUUGUUUGACUUCGUGAGUGAGUUCAUGGAGUUGAGAAGAAGCAUGAGGCAAGCUUUUAGUGGGAGGUACAAGGGAAGGGCCCUGGAGAGUCAAGUUUGGUGGGAAGAAGACUUGUGCUCAGAAAUCAAGCGUUUUAAAAGCAUGCGCGAGGCCAUGGUGGAUGAGCUCGUGAACAUGGACAUGAGUUCUCCACAUGGCACGUGGCUCCAUUUUCAGACUGAACCCUUCCAGCAGAUUUUACUUUCAGAGAUCGAGUGGGACAUCUCAACAUCUCUCAUCAAUGAUUUGCUUCUUGAUUUGCUGCAUCAUUAGCCCUCCUGUUGUUGUUUUUUUUUUUUUUGGGACCAGUUUAGCCCUCUUGUGUUUGGCUUCCACUGUUUUCCUAUCGUUACAUGGGUUUAUCUUUCUCAAGCGUUACUGUAGUUUGAGAUCACAAGUGUGGGGUGGGAAAAAGAAUAAAAGUUGAACUGAAAUUGUACACCUGAUGAUUUCAUGGAAA
Messenger RNA from Prosopis cineraria, 2272 nucleotides. RefSeq lists its product as uncharacterized. The coding region runs from base 37 to 2085 and encodes 682 amino acids. The transcript has 3 exons. The record is from RefSeq and is a predicted model, not a curated record. Lineage: Eukaryota; Viridiplantae; Streptophyta; Magnoliopsida; Fabales; Fabaceae.